This is a messenger RNA of Desarmillaria tabescens, 2097 nucleotides long. Its product is annotated as ABC transporter transmembrane region 2-domain-containing protein. Gene Ontology annotation, cellular component: peroxisomal membrane. The transcript is spliced from 14 exons. NCBI's taxonomy places the organism in Eukaryota, Fungi, Basidiomycota, Agaricomycetes, Agaricales, Physalacriaceae. The record is from RefSeq and is a predicted model, not a curated record. Gene Ontology annotation, molecular function: ATP hydrolysis activity; ATP binding; long-chain fatty acid transmembrane transporter activity. Gene Ontology annotation, biological process: very long-chain fatty acid catabolic process; peroxisome organization; long-chain fatty acid import into peroxisome. Bases 1 to 2097 code for a protein of 698 amino acids.
AUGGCCUCAGAGCUACUCUCUGCCUUCCGCGUCCAGGAUUUUCGUGACCAUUAUGUCCAGUUUGGCCGCUGGUAUUCUGCCCAUCGCCCUCUCGUUCAGCGAGCAAUCAACAUUGCCUUCAUCGUCUACGUUCUUGGCUCGACAUUUCGUGGCUUGUCUGGAAAGGGCGGAUCUUCCAGGUCGACCAAGUCGAGGAAAGGCAAGGGCGGGAAGGAUGGUGGUGAUGACAAGAAGUCGACAAGGGUUGCCGUUGACUCUGUAUUUUACCAGCGGUUGGGCGCCAUUCUCAGGAUUGUCAUACCAAGUAUAAGAUCGAAAGAGGCUUUACUUCUGGUCACGCACUCAAGCCUGUUGGUGCUACGGACUGCAAUCUCUCUUUAUGUCGCCGCAUUGGACGGAAGGAUUGUCGCGAGCCUUGUACGUGCCCAGCCUCUUCAAUUUUUCCUCAACAUUUUACGCUGGCUAUGUGUUGCGAUACCUGCGACGUGGACCAAUAGCUGGCUUAGCUACGUUCAGAACAAGCUCACUAUCGCCUAUCGGACACGCCUUACAAAUGUCGUCAUGCAGCAGUACCUUGGCGAUGAAGAUGAAGGAGCGCAUGGCAAGGUCUACUACAAGCUUUCGAAUUUGGACGACAGGAUAAAGAAUCCUGACCAGAUGAUAACUCACGACAUUCACAAGUUUUCGACACACCUAGCCGCCAUAUAUGCUAAUCUCGCUAAACCGACGCUCGACGUGAUACUAUAUAAUUACCAGUUGUCUCAGAAUGUGGGGGCCGAAGGUUUAUUAUUACUUACUGUUUUGGUCCAGUCUUCAGCCGCCCUGCUGCGCUAUCUGACGCCUCCUCUCGGAAUGUAUACGGCAUUGUCGGCGCAGCUGGCUGGCGAAUUGCGCCACACACAUUCCCGAUUGGCCGAAUUCUCUGAAGAGGUGGCCUUUCUCGGCGGAGAAGAGACUGAGAAGAUGCUCGUCGAAAGGGAGUACGCGACCGUAAUGAAACACGAAAACAAAGUCCUAAACAAGCGCUGGUGGUUUGGAUGCAUCGAGGAAGGUAUCAUUAAGUGGCUAUGGGGAGGUUUCGGAAUGAUCAUAUGCGGUAUCCCUAUCUUUAUCAAACUUCCCGGCAUCUCAAGCGUGGACCUCGGCGGACGUACAGAAGGUUUCGUAACCAACCGAAGACUAUUGCUGUCAUCUUCAGAUGCCAUUGGUCGAGUGAUGUACUCUUACAAGGACUUGUCGGAGCUAGCUGGUUACACUGCUCGUGUUUCUCUGUUGCUUGAUGCAAUGAAAGAUAUCAAGAAGGGAAAAUUCGAGAAGGCACUCAUUAUCAGUGCAACAACAGGAGAAAAUGCCAAAAUUCUCCGGGGUCGGGGGCAAAUCAUCAUUUCAGAGGACAUUCAGUUUGAGAAUGUCCCCAUCGUUACACCAAAUGGCGAUGUCCUCAUUAAAAGUCUAAGCUUUCAUAUCAAACAUGGACAAAACCUGCUCAUUGUGGGGCCUAACGGGUGCGGCAAAUCUUCGCUUUUCCGUAUCCUGGGGGGCCUUUGGCCUGUUUACGGUGGUGUCGUUCGAAAACCUGUCGCCUCCGAAUUUAUCUUGAUUCCACAGCGGCCGUACCUCUCACUUGGAACACUCCGAGAUCAGGUUAUUUACCCUCAUUCGCGAGAAAAUAUGGAAGCCCGUGGUAUUACGGAUGACGAUCUCUUGAACAUUUUGUCCAUUGUCCAGAUGGAAGGUGUCGUUGAGAGGGAAGGUGGAUGGAAUGCUGCUCGAGAAUGGAGAGAUACUCUAAGUGGUGGUGACCAGCAGAAGAUUGCCUGGGCGAGAUUGUUUUAUCAUAAUCCCAAGUAUGCAAUCUUGGACGAGGCAACAUCACUAGUGCCGCCAGACAUGGAGGGAAUGAUGAUGGAGUACGCUGCCAAGCUUGGGAUUACGCUCUUGACGGUAUCUCAUAGACCGUCGUUGUGGAAAUACCAUGCUAUGAUUCUACACUACGAUGGUCAGGGUGGAUAUGUAUUUACCAAACUCGAUGCAGACAAACGGUUAGCUCUCCAGACGGAGAAACAAGCAUUGGAGACGAAGUUACUUGAAGUGUAA